Aspergillus novofumigatus IBT 16806 is the source of this 1359-nucleotide messenger RNA. RefSeq names its product MFS monocarboxylate transporter. Gene Ontology annotation, biological process: transmembrane transport. The transcript has 2 exons. Bases 1 to 1359 code for a protein of 452 amino acids. Gene Ontology annotation, cellular component: fungal-type vacuole membrane. Gene Ontology annotation, molecular function: transmembrane transporter activity. The record is from RefSeq and is a predicted model, not a curated record. Lineage: Eukaryota; Fungi; Ascomycota; Eurotiomycetes; Eurotiales; Aspergillaceae.
AUGGACGAUGCACACAUCGCAUCUGAGAAGCCACCUCAGUGCUCUGGGAAAUCUUUGACACAACCAGUCCAUGCACCUCUGGAUGAGAUGAUCAGCUACCCGGAAGGAGGCAUCGCAGCCUGGACAGUCGCUCUGGGCUCCUGGUGCUGUAUGACCGCGGGGCUAGGCCUCAUGAACUCGGUUGGCGUACUGGAGGCAUAUGUUUCGACCACCCUCUUGGCAAACACCUCUACGGACUCUACGGGGUGGAUAUUCGGCAUCUAUGUCUUCGUUUCGUACUUCUGUGGCUUACAAGUCGGACCGAUAUUUGACGCCAGGGGUCCUACGGAGCUCAUCAUGAUAGGGAGCGUCUUUCUGCUCGUGGGAACGUUUACACUAGAGUACUACCAAUUCGUCCUCGCCUUCUCCAUCCUCAGCGGGAUCGGAAACUCCUUUCUGUUCACCCCGGCAAUGGGCGCCAUCUCCCACUGGUUCGACAAACGCCGCGGCGAAGCAUCCGGCUUCGCAUUCACCGGCAGCGGAUUCGGCGGCGUCCUCUUCCCCCUCAUGAUGCAAUCCCUGCUCCCAAAAGUGGGCUGGGCCUGGGCAACCCGCAUCGUAGGCUUCGUGCUCCUCUUCCUCUGCGUGAUCAGUGUUCUUCUCUGCAAAAGUCGACUCCCACCCAAGAAAGGCGCCGCGACUUCAUGGCGCGACAUGCUGCCUGACCUGCGCAUAUUCUGGGACGGCACCGGUGCGAUGGCAGUAACCACCGCCGGGGUGUUUCUCAUCGAAUGGGCGUAUUUCGUUCCCCUCACCUACGUUCCCAGCUACUAUCUCACACGGCAGGGCCUUUCAAACGCCGAGGCCGUAAGCGGUGCGGCAGCAUUCGCGUACCGGCUCCUCGCGAUCUUGAACGCGGUCUCCUGUUUCGGACGAUAUUCCAUCGGCUACGUAGCGGAUAAAAGCGGCCGGUAUAAUACCAUGAUCGUAUCGAAUCUUGUCUGCCUGGCUGCCGUGAUCGGGCUAUGGCUACCGGAUGCACUAGCGGGAACUGCGCCGAGUAAGACGUUAAUUAUCAUGUUUGUCAUCGUGUUUGGGUUUGCCAGCGGUUCGAAUAUCAGCCUGAUGCCGGUGUGUCUGGGGCAGCUGUGCGACACUCAAGACUACGGGAGGUAUUAUGCAAGUGCGUAUACGGUUGCCAGUAUUGGAUGCUUGACGGGCAUUCCGAUUGCGGGGAGUUUGAUCACCGCUACUGAGGGGGGAAGGAGGGGCUUCUGGGGUGUCAUCCUGUUCACUGGGUUGAGUUAUAUGGCAUCUUUUGCGUGCUUUCUUUGGGUACGUGUGCGGGUCAAGGGCUGGGAUGUGAAGACAAUUUGGUAG